Messenger RNA from Sardina pilchardus (European sardine), 3352 nucleotides. RefSeq lists its product as uncharacterized. Lineage: Eukaryota; Metazoa; Chordata; Actinopteri; Clupeiformes; Clupeidae. Gene Ontology annotation, biological process: sperm capacitation. Gene Ontology annotation, molecular function: heparin binding. The record is from RefSeq and is a predicted model, not a curated record. The transcript is spliced from 20 exons. Gene Ontology annotation, cellular component: cell surface. Bases 40 to 2829 code for a protein of 929 amino acids.
GACAGAAAGACUGAUAGCGGUUUGAAUCUGGCGUGCAGUAUGAAUGUCCUCCCGAUGUUCCUCCUCUUUCUCAUCUCAGGUGAAGUUGGAGUCACUCAUGGGAGCUUUAAUAGUAAUCCCACUGUUAAUGGAAAUGCCAACGGUGCAGUUUGCGUCUUCCCUUUUAAGUACAAGGGCAUUUCGUACUCAGAAUGUACCAGCAUCGACAGUAGAAUGCCAUGGUGUGCGACGACAGACAACUAUGCCAGGGAUAGGAAAUGGGGAGUGUGUACAAGUACGGGUAAUCCCACUGUUAAUGGAAAUGCCAACGGUGCAGUUUGCGUCUUCCCCUUUCAGCACAAGGGCAAGUGGUACUCAAAAUGUAUCAGCAUCGGCCAUAACAAGCCUUGGUGUGCGACGACAGACAACUAUGCCAGGGAUAAGAAGUGGGGAGAGUGUACAGUGAAGGAUAACAGCGAUGCAGUUUGCGUCUUCCCUUUUAAGUACAAGGGCAUUUCGUACUCAGAAUGUACCAGCAUCGACAGUAACAUGCCAUGGUGUGCGACGACAGACAACUAUGAAAGGGAUAGGAAAUGGAGAGUGUGUACAAGCACGGGUAAUCCCACUGUUAAUGGAAAUGCCAACGGUGCAGUUUGCGUCUUCCCCUUUCAGCACAAGGGCAAGUGGUACUCAAAAUGUAUCAGCAUCGGCCAUAACAAGCCUUGGUGUGCGACGACAGACAACUAUGCCAGGGAUAAGAAGUGGGGAGAGUGUACAGUGAAGGAUAACAGCGAUGCAGUUUGCGUCUUCCCUUUUAAGUACAAGGGCAUUUCGUACUCAGAAUGUACCAGCAUCGACAGUAACAUGCCAUGGUGUGCGACGACAGACAACUAUGAAAGGGAUAGGAAAUGGAAAGUGUGUACAAGCACGGGUAAUCCCACUGUUAAUGGAAAUGCCAACGGUGCAGUUUGCGUCUUCCCCUUUCAGCACAAGGGCAAGUGGUACUCAAAAUGUAUCAGCAUCGGCCAAAACAAGCCUUGGUGUGCGACGACAGACAACUAUGCCAGGGAUAAGAAGUGGGGAGAGUGUACAGUGAAGGAUAACAGCGAUGCAGUUUGCGUCUUCCCUUUUAAGUACAAGGGCAUUUCGUACUCAGAAUGUACCAGCAUCGACAGUAACAUGCCAUGGUGUGCGACGACAGACAACUAUGAAAGGGAUAGGAAAUGGAGAGUGUGUACAAGCACGGGUAAUCCCACUGUUAAUGGAAAUGCCAACGGUGCAGUUUGCGUCUUCCCCUUUCAGCACAAGGGCAAGUGGUACUCAAAAUGUAUCAGCAUCGGCCAUAACAAGCCUUGGUGUGCGACGACAGACAACUAUGCCAGGGAUAAGAAGUGGGGAGAGUGUACAGUGAAGGAUAACAGCGAUGCAGUUUGCGUCUUCCCUUUUAAGUACAAGGGCAUUUCGUACUCAGAAUGUACCAGCAUCGACAGUAACAUGCCAUGGUGUGCGACGACAGACAACUAUGAAAGGGAUAGGAAAUGGAGAGUGUGUACAAGCACGGGUAAUCCCACUGUUAAUGGAAAUGCCAACGGUGCAGUUUGCGUCUUCCCCUUUCAGCACAAGGGCAAGUGGUACUCAAAAUGUAUCAGCAUCGGCCAUAACAAGCCUUGGUGUGCGACGACAGACAACUAUGCCAGGGAUAAGAAGUGGGGAGAGUGUACAGUGAAGGAUAACAGCGAUGCAGUUUGCGUCUUCCCUUUUAAGUACAAGGGCAUUUCGUACUCAGAAUGUACCAGCAUCGACAGUAACAUGCCAUGGUGUGCGACGACAGACAACUAUGAAAGGGAUAGGAAAUGGAAAGUGUGUACAAGCACGGGUAAUCCCACUGUUAAUGGAAAUGCCAACGGUGCAGUUUGCGUCUUCCCCUUUCAGCACAAGGGCAAGUGGUACUCAAAAUGUAUCAGCAUCGGCCAUAACAAGCCUUGGUGUGCGACGACAGACAACUAUGCCAGGGAUAAGAAGUGGGGAGAGUGUACAGUGAAGGAUAACAGCGAUGCAGUUUGCGUCUUCCCUUUUAAGUACAAGGGCAUUUCGUACUCAGAAUGUACCAGCAUCGACAGUAACAUGCCAUGGUGUGCGACGACAGACAACUAUGAAAGGGAUAGGAAAUGGAGAGUGUGUACAAGCACGGGUAAUCCCACUGUUAAUGGAAAUGCCAACGGUGCAGUUUGCGUCUUCCCCUUUCAGCACAAGGGCAAGUGGUACUCAAAAUGUAUCAGCAUCGGCCAUAACAAGCCUUGGUGUGCGACGACAGACAACUAUGCCAGGGAUAAGAAGUGGGGAGAGUGUACAGUGAAGGAUAACAGCGAUGCAGUUUGCGUCUUCCCUUUUAAGUACAAGGGCAUUUCGUACUCAGAAUGUACCAGCAUCGACAGUAACAUGCCAUGGUGUGCGACGACAGACAACUAUGAAAGGGAUAGGAAAUGGAAAGUGUGUACAAGCACGGGUAAUCCCACUGUUAAUGGAAAUGCCAACGGUGCAGUUUGCGUCUUCCCCUUUCAGCACAAGGGCAAGUGGUACUCAAAAUGUAUCAGCAUCGGCCAUAACAAGCCUUGGUGUGCGACGACAGACAACUAUGCCAGGGAUAAGAAGUGGGGAGAGUGUACAGUGAAGGAUAACAGCGAUGCAGUUUGCGUCUUCCCUUUUAAGUACAAGGGCAUUUCGUACUCAGAAUGUACCAGCAUUGACCAUAACAUGCCAUGGUGUGCGACGACAGACAACUAUGAAAGGGAUAGGAAAUGGAGAGUGUGUACAAGUACGGACUCACCAGACUCAGAUUACUGUGACUAGAGAUGCAUGGAUGUAGAUCCCUAGCAUCACUCCCCCCCUGCAUCAUGGCCACUUCUCAAAAAGCCCGCGAUGAGGGGCGGCGAACACCACAGAGCUUACACUCAUAUGUCACCAUGGAUACCCACGAAUCACGAUGCUGCCAUGCAGAGCUCACAUCUUCUUCUCUCUCUUUCCAACUCAUGAACUCUCGCUCUCUUUCUAAACUCCAACUCAUGAACUCCUCUUUCCAACAUCCUCUCUCUCUUUCCAAACUCCAACUCAUGAACUCCUCUUUCCAACAUCCUCUCUCUCUUUCCAAACUCCAACUCAUGAACUCCUCUUUCCAACAUCCUCUCUCUCUUUCCAAACUCCAACUCAUGAACUCUUCUUUCCAACAUCCUCUCUUUUUCCAAACUCCAACUCAUGAACUCCUCUUUCCAACAUCCUCUCUUCCACAUCCUCUCUCUCUCCAAACUCCAACUCAUGAACUGCUCUCCCACUCUGCACUCCCAAGGCUUUAAUAAAGUGGCCAGUUAUUCUGCUG